Coccidioides posadasii C735 delta SOWgp is the source of this 810-nucleotide messenger RNA. RefSeq lists its product as uncharacterized. Gene Ontology annotation, molecular function: ATP binding; dephospho-CoA kinase activity. NCBI's taxonomy places the organism in Eukaryota, Fungi, Ascomycota, Eurotiomycetes, Onygenales, Onygenaceae. Gene Ontology annotation, biological process: coenzyme A biosynthetic process. The record is from RefSeq and is a predicted model, not a curated record.
AUGCUCCUCAUCGGUCUAACGGGCUCCAUUGCCACCGGCAAAUCAACCGUUUCCUCCCUCCUAUCCGCACCGCCGUACAAUCUUCCGAUAAUUGAUGCAGAUGUCCUCGCUCGGAAGGUCGUCGAACCCGGCACACCUGGCUACAAGGCUAUAGUAGACUACUUCGGUCCAACUACACCAGAUCUCCUCCUCCCUGAAGAAACACCGGGGAAAGGGCGGCCUCUAAACCGCCCCGUGCUGGGGAGACGAGUUUUCGGCGAUUCGGACGAGCGCAAGAAAGAUCGUGCGGUGUUGAAUGGGAUUGUGCACCCGGCAGUCAGAUGGGAGAUGUACCGUGAGCUCGUGCGGUAUUACCUGAAGGGACACUGGGCGGUCGUGUUAGACGUCCCGUUGCUGUUCGAGAGUGGACUGGACGCGCUCUGCGGGACGGUUAUUGUCGUUGGAGUCAAGGAUCCAGCAGUGCAGAUGCAAAGAUUGCGGUUGCGAGACCCGCAUCUGAGUGCUGAAGAUGCUGAGAAUCGUGUGAAGAGCCAGGGCAAUGUGCUGGGAAAGGUGGAGCGUGCGCAAUUCAGGGGCGUAGAAUCGGCGAGAGGCGUCAUCGUGUGGAAUGACGGCGAUAGAGCGGAGCUGGAGGCCGAGAUAAAGAAGGCCAUGACGCGCAUUGAGGCGUCAAGUCCGCGGUGGUGGGCGUGGGUCCUCCUAUUUGCUCCGCCGCUGGGAAUAAGUGUUGCAGCCUGGAAUCUCGCCAUAAAUUAUCGCAGCCGGAAGCAGUGGGAUGAAAAGGAGCGAAUGGAAAAGGCCAGGCUUUGA